AUGAAAGUUUUGGGAUAUUUUGGAACAGUUUUCCUUGUGUACGCUUCACAGCUGUUGGCAACUCUUCUUUGUCAAGCAGAUGCUAAAUUAGAGGACAGCCACAUAAAAACCGCACAGAGAAAUCCGACUUUUAAAAAACAUGGCAACAAGUACGAUUUGGAAAAGGAUUUGAAACAUAAUAACAUUGUGGAACUCAAAGAGAGAGAAGACAGUUCAACGGUAAAAAGUAAAGAAGCAUUCUCGAUUUCUGCUGGAGGACGAAUUGUUAGCAGGGUUCAUAUUAAUACUAAAAAGAAUGGUUUUGAUCAAAAUGGAGUUACGGCGGCUGACAAAUCAACGAGCUCACCCACUUCUUCUCCAAGUCAGGAAGAAUCUAGAGAGUUUGGAAGCAAGUCUAUUGGUAGCCCAACAAAUGUGAGGAAGGUAACUCACUCUAAAAAGUCAAAACUAUUAAAAAACUUGCCUUCUGAAAAAUCGACCAAACUUCAUCAGAAGGACAACGUUACUCCUAAGAAGAAAAAAAAGUUGUUUAAAAAAUAUGCUUUGGUUCAGUCAUUUUCUCCACUUCAGUCUUCUGAAGAUUACCCGCCGAUUGCUGCGGGUGGUGGAGACCAGGGAUAUGGUUCAUUGGCUGAAAGUGAUCAAACAGGUGAGAUUCGAGACCAGGGACAGGCCCAAGAGCAGCAGCAGAUAGAUUAUUCGAAUUCGAUGUCUCAGUACGACAGUGCAGGAUAUCAACAGGGCAGUCAGUCACCCGAUACAAAUUUCGCGGGCCUUAACAACGAUGACGCUGGUCAGAGUGAAGGAGGACAGCAGCCUUCCAGUCUGGAACAGGCUAUUCAGUUACAGCAAGAGGCAUUCACUCAGCAGCCUCAAGAGCAAGAACAGGGGGAGCAAGGUACCGAGCAGGGAGGACAAGAAGAAGGAGGCCAGGCAGCUGAUGGUGGGCAGCUACAAUACCAGAGUGAGCAAACAGUUCAGGAACAAGAGCAAGGUGGUCAGGAAGGAGCUCAAGAACAGGGCGGAGGUCAAACAGGUUUUGAACAAGGGGAUUAUCAGCAGGAGCAGGCACAAAAUCUUGGUGAACAACAGUCUCAAGGCAUUGAACAGCAGUUUCAACAACAAACGCAGUCACAAGGGUACCAGUCUCAAGCGCAGGAGGAACCCCAAGAAUCACAGGGUGCAUCUACAGAAUCGCAAACUCUCCCGACGUCCUCUAGUUCUCUUGGUGGCUUAUUUAGUUCAGAAGCUCAGCAAACGGCAGAGCAAGAAGGACAGGGAACAGUAAGUUACGCAAAUGAACAGCCUAAUGAAGGUGGAGGGAAAGGUACACCUCCUGGUAUUCAGUACGCCUCUUCGAUCGAGGAAGCACUUAAAGAGCCUGGAGAGAAUCCCCAGGAAAGUACUAACGAUGGAAGAGAAAAUCAGGGUAGCCUCGGAGGAAUGGAAAAUGCGAAUGUCAUUAACAUCGGUGGAGGUUCAGAUUCUAAAGAAGAAUCCAAUGGUUAUAUAGGAGCAGGAACUAUAAGUGCCCCGUCCACAUAUCAGUCUGCUGCUUUUGAUGAUAACGGGAACACCGUACAACCAGAAACUACAUCUGAGGCUAACGCAUACACGUCCGAAAAUGAUCAGACCUCAAACGGUGAGGCAACGGGUUUCGACGGAAAUCAACCAUCACCGAGCGCUUCCUCUCCAGAGGGGCAGGGUCCAUUCAGCCUUGCUGAACAACAAUUUCAGAAACCAGGUCCAAGACCGAAGGUGCCCUCUCUUGAAGACGAUUUUUAUAAGAUCGUCAACAUUGCAAAUAAAAAUGGUCCCACGGCAGUCAAGGGAUGCAAAGGAUGCCCUCCCCAUGCCAAGUGCAUAGACAAAGUGUGCAUAAUCAAUGGUGAUCAGCCUCUGGCCCAUAUGCUGAACGCUCUAUCCGGUUCGGAACCAGAAGAAGAGCCUCAAGCAAGUGAAUGCAAAGAUUGUCAUUACAAUGCAAAAUGCAUCAACAGAGGAUGUGUCUGUAAAGCUGGCUACACAGGAGACGGAUUCGACUGUAGACCUGACACCUGCCUACCAGGCUGCAAGCAACAUGGCAAAUGCAUAAAGGGUUUUUGCGUCUGCGAUCAUCACCACUAUUUUAAUGGAUAUGAGUGUGCACCAUACAAGAUAACACACAGAACUUGUCCCAUUCAGUGUGCCACAGAGUGCCGUGCGAGAUGUCCACAAAACUGCUGUAAACAUCAUAGAGUUCUUAAAAUACACUAUAAUGAUGGGAAUCUCCAGCAGAUGACUGUUACACCAAAUGAACUGCUUCACAAAAACGCCUCUUCUCCAAACCCAACAGCAGUCCUUCUUAGGCCGGAAAACAAAUUGGACGAACACCUAGCAAACUUUGCACCAGAUUUUGAGCAGCGUCCUGAUGACUCAGAGGCUGCUAGUCUAGAAGCAAUCAACUUGAAAAAUCCUACAGGGGGAUUUUCAGUAACAGAAAUGGAAGGGAGACCCCUUCUCCAAAAAGAAGAGUGUCCAGACGAAUGUAAAACGGAGUGUCACGACUCUUGCCCAGUAAGAUGUUGUUUAGGAAAAUGCCCUCUCAGUUGCAUGGGGAGCUGUCACCCGUCGUGUCCUAAGAACUGCUGUUAUUCCCCAGGAACUAACCGUAUGCUACCAGUGUUGGAUCCAAAGGUUCAGGAAAACUUCAUGAAAACUAUGAUCGAAAAAUUCUGUCCAAAAGCGUGCAAAGAGAAAUGUAACUCAAAUUGCCCGCCCAUUUGUUGUGAACGUAACUCGUCUGAUUCUGGAGGCAUAAAGAGUACAAACGUUCAUCAAUUAAAAACUGAGGGCAAGCACAGCACCGACUCUUUCAGAAAUGCGAUGAGCUGGUUUGGAAUGAUGAAUUUCUUCAAUAUGAUGUACAACAUGUACGGGGACCUUUACGGCACCAAGCAUUUCACUAAAAUCCCUUUCAAACCGACUGACACGUUAAACCUACUAAAACCUACAAAACCCAAAACUUCGGGCAUCUUAAACCCUUCAAAAGUGAAUGAGGUUGGCGUCCCAGAGAGUGCAGCGAUUUCCGUUCUGUCAUGUCCAAAUUAUUGUAAUAAGAGCUGCCGACAUGAUUGUCCCCCGAAAUGUUGUGAAGGCAAGCCAGAAUUAAAGUCUUUGAAAGCGGUUGGAGUCCCACUGACUUGUCAAUCAUCGUGCAAGGUGUACUGUUCUAAAAGCUGUCCUUCAAAUUGUUGCUCGAAGAGCAACCCUCAAAGGAUAUCAGAGCAGCACCCAACCGGGGGAAUUAACGUUGCCAAGUCGGCAUCCAUAUCUCCACCUCUACAUAGUCCGGAACCGGCUCCACCUCCAGCCCCACCUCCUUCUCUACCUAGGCCUCCUGCUGCUUGUACGCCUAUCUGUCCAGCUUACUGCUAUCCUCAAUGUUUGGAAAACUGCUGCCAAAGAGGUGAGGUUACCAAGAAGAAGCCAUCAAAGGAGUUAAAAGCCCAAACUCAAGGCAAGCAAUCAUAUGAUAAUUUCUUUGCUAAGGAACCUAAUGGCCCUAGCCAAGAUUGUCCAGUGGUUUGUCGAAACAACUGUGGUCCUUCAUGCCCUUUACGAUGUUGUCAUCGCCCUCUUUCUUCACCAACAACAUCACGACCGGCAGCGCCCUCUCCGUCAAUCAAUACACCUCUCUGUCCAGGUAGCUGUGCUUCGCAAUGCUUCCCUGCUUGUACAAUCAGCUGCUGCAAAGCUGGGUUUAUAAAGAGCAGUUCAAACCUUAACAUGCCUGUUCUAAGUCCAACAAGAAGAGAACAUCAACCUCCCUCAAGAACUGAGUUAUUUCCGCUUCCACCUCCAGCGGCCGUUUGUCAUCCUGGUUGCUCACGAUCUUGUUAUCCAAAUUGUGACGAAUCGUGCUGCCGAGCAUCGACCCAGGCUUUGAGGGUGCUUCACUCAAAACCGGUCGGUGGUUCUUCCCGGCUGACCAUAAAAGUACCUUGUCCGUCCGACUGCAGACCGUUCAAUUGUCUUUACUAUUGUCAUCAUGAUUGUUGCCUGCCACGAAGCGAAACACCAGAUUUGAAAAGACGUGGUUAUAAAGAUCUACGGAAAAAAUUCGGCGUCGUGAGGAGAGCUAAGACGCCAACUGUAAAACCCAUUUUUAAAGCUUUUGGCAAGCGUAUUGUGAAAAAGAGGACUAAAAUACUUGGGUGAUCACUUCUUUCAUAAAAGUUCUCAAAUGAAUUCGCUUGCCGUCGGACACCUGAGCUACGGGUUUUGAUUAUCUGAUGGAAGCAAUCAAAGAACACUAGACGAAAGAAAUUUUCUAUACCUCGCGUAUUUUAAGAUCUCAGAGAUGAAGAGCAAUGAUGACUUUUGAAUUAAUGCAUCCGGAAAAAAAGUAUUCAUAAGGACCGGACCUUGCAAAGUCUGAAUCUACCAUGAACAGACAAGUUACUAAGAAUGAAAUAUAGUCGCCGUGUUUUGAGUUCAUGGGCUAGUUUCUGUGUCGACAGGCUGUUUAUAGAGAUAUGCAUUUGAAAAAAAUUUUUGUCCAUCAACAAGAUAACUACGAACCCUAGCAGUAAAAUUAUUCUACUUUCCUUGACCGAUAUAUCUUUGUUUCCCUUAUUUGGUAUAAUAAGGAGCUUUUAGGCUUAGCAGUUAUUUGUUAUAAUUGUAGUCAUCUUAAGGCAACGGUGGACCUACCGAUGACUGUAAGAAUCUGAUUUUUUUACUUGAUCACUGGUGACCAAAUUCUUAUUUUAACCGCAUUCGUAAGAUUAAGAACCAAUAAGCGGCCAGGCCUUCACUAUUACAAGAGGUCGAGCCGAAAUGAUAGUUUAAAAUUCCAAAUUUCGUUGACAAAAAACACCCUUUACUGGGAGUACAUUCGAUUAGAUUAUAAUUGCAAAAUGUUUCCAAGUUUACACGCUAUGCAUGCAUUCCAUAAAUUUAUUUCCCAAAUCGCUCUCUAUAUGUUUCAAAGUAUCUUGGACUGGUCUUUUGGGAGUGUAAACUCAGUAACAUCAUUUGGUCGAAAACGAAUAUUGCAGGAGGUCAUUGAGAUGUAUAAAACAGAUCGCCUUAAAGAAAAAAAUUUAAUCUUCACUCUUAAAUUAACAAA
Pocillopora verrucosa is the source of this 5113-nucleotide messenger RNA. RefSeq lists its product as uncharacterized. The record is from RefSeq and is a predicted model, not a curated record. NCBI's taxonomy places the organism in Eukaryota, Metazoa, Cnidaria, Anthozoa, Scleractinia, Pocilloporidae.